Mangifera indica (mango) is the source of this 919-nucleotide messenger RNA. RefSeq names its product protein PPLZ02-like. Lineage: Eukaryota; Viridiplantae; Streptophyta; Magnoliopsida; Sapindales; Anacardiaceae. The record is from RefSeq and is a predicted model, not a curated record. Gene Ontology annotation, biological process: regulation of DNA-templated transcription. Bases 114 to 710 code for a protein of 198 amino acids. The transcript is spliced from 2 exons. Gene Ontology annotation, molecular function: DNA binding; DNA-binding transcription factor activity.
CCAAUCUCUUUCAACAAACCCAGCUACAAAAACCCACCUUUGCUCUCCAUUCUCUUGUCACUCAGGCAUUCGCACAAACCCUUUUCUAAAGAAGCGUUUCGUUUUUCACUAACAUGACCAGACCUCAACAGCGAUACAGAGGUGUGAGACAAAGGCAUUGGGGCUCUUGGGUAUCUGAAAUUCGUCACCCACUAUUGAAGACUAGAAUUUGGCUAGGCACUUUCGAAACGGCUGAAGACGCUGCAAGAGCUUAUGAUGAAGCAGCGAGGCUCAUGUGUGGACCGAGGGCUAGAACCAACUUCCCUUACAACCCAAAUGCGCCUCAAUCUUCAUCAUCCAAACUUCUCUCUGCAACUUUGACUGCUAAACUCCAUAGGUGCUACAUGGCCUCUCUUCAGCUGACAAAAUCAUCUCCAAAUGAGCCUCAAAAGGCACCAGUUUCACUUGCUGUCAAGUCCAAUGACAUUGCUGGGAGAGGAAGUGAAAUGGGUUCUUCACGGUUGCUAGAGAAGAGCCCAUUGUUAUCAGUGCAAGAGAGAAGCGAGUCCAGUGAAGAGCCAAACUGGUUUAUGAAGAAGAAAGUUCAAGUUGAAAGUAGCCAGCUGCAGUUCAAGCCUCUUGAAGAUGACCACAUUGAGCAAAUGAUUGAGGAGCUUCUUGACUAUGGAUCCUUAGAGUUAUCUUCAGUUUUACCAUCUCAGUCUCUCUAAGGCAGGCCAACAAAAUCUCAGUUCUUCUCUUCUGGUUCCAUUUUUCUGCUAAUUUAACCCUUUUCUUCGUAGCCUUUUUAGAGUCCCCAUUGAGUGUUAUAGGCUGCUACCAGCUCCACCAUCGCUGGUUGCUAGAUUUAUCUCCUAAGUGACCCUUGAAGAAGUUUAUGUACAGUGCAUUUAUGUUAUAAUAUAUGUUAUUAUUAUUA